Molecule: messenger RNA, 5778 nt
Organism: Polyodon spathula (Mississippi paddlefish)
Lineage: Eukaryota; Metazoa; Chordata; Actinopteri; Acipenseriformes; Polyodontidae
Product: transcriptional activator MN1-like
Exons: 3
Coding region: 454-4131 (1225 amino acids)
Biological process (GO): regulation of DNA-templated transcription
Source: RefSeq, a predicted model, not a curated record
ACAAACAAACAAAAAAAAACACUUCUUUUACUGAGAACAACGAAUAUUACAUACUGGAAAAUACGAAAUUACAGGAAUACUUAAAAAUAAAUAAAUGCAUAAAAAGAGGCUGUUUGUUUUUUUGAUUUUACGAAGUUGAAUGUAUUCACCGAAAGCGGGAUCCUUUUCCUUCUGAGCUGUAACGUUGUUGCACGGAAGCACAGCACUGGUGGUGUUUACUUACAAGGACAUGUUUUAAUUUUUUUUUUUUUUUCCAACAAUAAUAUUAUAAAUCAGUGCUUACAUCCAAUUGAGAGAUACAGACGUUUGCAACGCCGCAAAAUGUGAUCGGCAUGAUUGUUUUCUGAACUGUGUAUUUUCUAAAUAAUUGCCCACGAGGGGAGAAUAUAUAUUCUGCGAGACCAGCUAUUGCAGGGCAAGCUGGCUGUCAUGCGGUAUUGAUCCCGGAGAAGUAUGUUUGGGCUGGAACAGUUUGAACAUCAGAUCAGUAGCAGAAACGUUGGCCACGGACAUAGAAACUUUAACCAGCCUGGACUGAACAUGAGCGCCCACUACAAGAACCCGACUUUCCACCCAUCAGGUCCGCCUGGAGCCGUGGAACAAGGCAUGGGCACUUUGAACGAGCCCUCAAUGCUGGGACUGAACAUGAACCUAAACGGGGAGCAGUACGGCUUUCACCCCCGGGGACAUUCUGAAAUACACGCAGGGGGGCUGCAGCAGCAACCGAUGCAUGGCUUUUUUAACAACCAGCAACCUCACCACGGGCACCCGCAUGGCCACCACCCUCAUGCCCACCAACACCACCCCCACUUCGGGGGCAAUUUCAGUGGACCUGAUCCCAGCGCAUCUUGCCUGCAUGGAGGUCGACUUAUGGGCUACAACAGCAGCAGCAUGGGGCCCCAGCAGGGCUUUGCGGAAGGUUUUGACCCUAUGGCAGAAAAUCAAGGUGCAGGAGGUGAGGGGUUUGGGCACCAGAGGCCAAGUAAUAUGCCUGAGUUUCAGCACCAUAACUCCCAAGCCACCAACCACGCAGUUCCGGCUCCUUGCCUCCCGUUAGAUCAAUCACCAAACCGGGCUGCCUCAUUCCAUGGCGUUCCGUCCACCACUUCAUCGGAUGCCCACAGCCUUGAGCAGCGGAGAAUGCCUGCUCAAGCUGGCGUGGAAACUUUGGAAUACAGUUACCCCAGCGAGACCCCUUCAGGACACUUUGAUAUGCCAGUGUUUUCCCCAUCAGAAUCUGAUGCACAGCUUCCUCACUACGGGGCUGGCAGGCAGGUACCUGGUGGCAACUUUCCUGGCAAUCCAGCUAUGCCAAGAGCACCAGGCAUGCCAGGCAUCUCUAAAGCCCACCCGCAGCAGCAGCAUGGCGUUUUCUUUGAGAGGUUUGGAAAUGCUCGAAAGAUGUCUGUGGGAAUGGAGCCUGGCAUCAACGCAAGGCAUCCAUUGAUGCAGCAGCAGCAAGGGGGCUUGCUGGCCAGACAAAACUCUUGUCCUCCAGCCAUCCCUAGGCAACCACCUACCGAGGCCAGUGCUCCUAACCCUAAUCUGCAAGACAACGGGGUGAUGAUGCCAGGCCAACAUAACCAGUUUGAAUACCCCAUUCACAGACUGGAGAACAGAAGUAUGCACCCUUACAGUGAUCCUAUGUUUAAUAUGCAGCAGCAGCCACCUCAGCAUCCACCAAACCAGAGACUGCAACACUUUGACACUCCCUAUUUGAAUGUGGCAAAGAGACCGAGGUUUGAUUUUCCAAAUAACCACAACCCUGAGAACUGUGCUACUUGGAACAGCAACAUACACAACCCGCCGGGCAUGGAAAACCACUUAUCUCCAUCUGCCUACCCUGGUCUUCCUGGGGAGUUUACCCCUCCUGUACCAGAGGGAUUCCCACCGGGUCCCGCUCUGCAGCACACAGGCCCCGAUCAGCAGUCUUUGCAGCAACGCCAAAAUGCAGCAAUGAUGAUUAAACAAAUGGCUUCCAGAAACCAACAGCAAAGAAUGAGGCAGCCUAGUCUCCAGCAGUUGGGUCACCAUGGAGAUGUCAAUCAAAACAGCAUGGUGCACGGCGGCCAAGUGGGAAAUAUGCCUCAGCCAAAUUUUGAAAGGGAAAGUGGGGGAAGGAUGGCUAACUUUGAUUCCCAGAACCCACAUAUGGCUCAGGAGAAUACCUGGUUUCCAGGUCCCCACCCUCCUGGAGAAAUGAUCCAGCGCAGGAUGGGUACCUCCAAUGUACCUGGAGAGGCCAGCCCACAUGAAAUGAAUAUGCAGCAGAAUGGGGCAAAUAUGCUCUUUCGGCCUGGGGUCAAUGGAAUGGGCAUGCAAGAGCCUAUGAGGAUGCCAGGAGAUGGACAUGUACAGGCUUUGCAUUCCCCUGGCAUGCAGUUUGGAAAUACUAUGGGCAACCUCUCCCAGAUCCAGUCUCCCGGGGCUGGGGUUGGGCUCCCAAAUGCACCGUCAGACCGAAGACCCCCAGACUUCCCCACACCACCUAUGGGGGCACAGCCGGGUUUCCCUUUCAGUGGGACAAACAGACCGGGAGCUUCCCACAACAACCCCCCAGGUGUGAAUGCUUCCCCCGGCAACUAUCCUUCCCAGUCUGAGUUUCAGCAAGGCCAGCGCUCCUCUGUUAGUAAGUUGGGGGCACUUUCACUGGGGUCAUUUAGUAAGACCAAUGCGAAAGAUAACAUGUUUGGACAGAGCUGCCUGGCUGCCCUUUCGACAGCCUGCCAGAAUAUGAUUGCCAGCCUGGGUGCCCCUAACCUCAAUGUUACAUUUAAUAAGAAAAGCCAAAAUGAAGGGAAGCGAAAGCUGAGUCAAACUGAGCAGGACAUAAAUAGCACGAAUGCUGGAGCCACUGGCAACAGCAGCAGUGGGCCUGAAUAUUUCCAGAGCAGUGCCUCUCAGAACAGUCAGAUGCCUGGUGCUGGGAAUAGUAACAGCAAGCUCUCAGGUCAAAGUGGCACAAGUCAGCCUACCCAAGGGGAAGCUAACCUCUCCCCAAACUACAAUAUGGACGCUACCCCAGUGAACGAAGGGAAGUCAGCGAUAGGGAGUGGGAGGGGGAGAGGGAGGAGAAAAAGGGACAGUGGGCAUGUGAGCCCAGGAAUUUUUUUUGACAAAUUUUCCUCCGACUGUGGGAACUCAGUAGUGAGUCCAGGGCAGCAGGGCCCACCAGCAAGUGCUGUAGAGCUGGGUGGUGGAACCCCCCAUGAUAAACCCCUCACAUCUCCCUCCUGGGGAAAGGGAAGUGAUUUGCUGCUUAGCGACCAGCCGGACCUCAUGUCCUCUUUGGACAGUGGGAUUCAAAGUAUAACAAAAUCGGACAAUAGCUCACCUCAUGUUGAUUUUCCAGAUGAUGUGAGCACAAAUUAUGGCAAUGAAGAUGAGGUGUCUUCUAGCUCAGACAACAACAUACCCAAACCUAAUAGGAGCCCUUUGGUCACCAGCUCCCCCAAAAUACAAAGGGGUGACCAUGGACUGCUUAACGGGCAGAAACAAAUGGGUCUUGGUAUGCUAAAUAACACUACCUCUACUCCAGACAGCUAUGGGCUCAGUAGCACUGGGGGCGGCCACCCUGGUACCCCGGGCAUGGAGCAGGUCCGCACCCCGUCUAGCACAUCGACGCAGGAUGAGAUUCACCCUUUAGAGAUCCUCCAAGCACAGAUCCAACUCCAGAGGCAACAGUUCAGCAUAACGGAAGACCAGCCUCUUGCUAUGAAGAACAAAAAGCCUGACUGCCCAAGCCAGAACGGGGAUAAUGAGUUGAUCAAUUGUGUCACGGAUGGUGGCAAAAACGCCAUGAGCACUAUUGACCUUGACUCUCUGAUGGCAGAACAACAUGCUACCUGGUAUAUUCCCAGUGAUAAGUCCUUGAUGGAGGGCCAGGAAGAUGACAAAUCCAUGGCACCAUGGGAAAAGACAAAACCUCAAAAUAACAACAAAGAAGCCCAAGACCUACCCCAGAACAAACCCUCUGCAGCGGGCCAGAAUGGAAGCCAUGUUCAGUGUCUGACGGUCCACUGUAACGAAGACAUGGGCGAGGCGAAGGGACGAACACCAGUGCCACCCUGGAGGUCACUGCACUCAGACAUCUCCAACCGCUUCGGGACCUUUGUGGCAGCGCUGACCUGACUAAAAUGACUCUUUUUCUAAAAAGUAAAAAUAGCGAAUCAAUACAAAUAAUAAGAAGAUGGAUGUUCCGGUCAGGUGGACUUUUCUAACUGCAGAGUGGCAUUCAGACCUGUAACCUCAACAUUUUUUUUUAAUAUAAAACAAACAAAAAAAAAAACAACCUUCUACCACAGUAUGUUACCAGUGUUACGUUUUCAAUUUUUUUUUUUUUUUUUUGCGAUAGCUGGACUAAUACCCCUUAUUAUGGUUCUUGGCACUUGAUGUACAUCAAUGUUAUUGUCAAAGGGUGCCAUUAAUAAUGGUUAAUGUCAGUAGGUGCAAGUGUAAAAGAUGGAUGACUGCUGGUGGAAAUAAACAAUUAUGUUCAUGAGAUUUAAUUAUCGAUUAAGCAAAGUUGCAUUGGGGAAUUUAUUUUUUAAUUUUUUUUUCUUGUUUAUAUAUAUACACACACGUUUGCUCACCAAGAUCUAUCACUUAAAUACACUAUCGGGUUGCAUAAAGUAUUUGUUGGCCAACUGUAAAAUUGAUAUAGUUGUGUUGGGUACAUUAUAGCCCUAUUAAAAGGGAGUGUUGGCCAAAAUGAAUUAACCAUUGGACUUAACAAAACAUCUAUCAGCUGUACAUAUCAGUUUUCAUUUUGCGUAUGCCGAAACAUUUUGAUUAUGACUUUAAGGGAUAUAUUAAGCAUUUAAUCCAAACAGCUAAGUAAUAUAUUUCAAGUUCUCUGAAGCACUCUCAAGGCGUUUUAUUUUUCAUCUUGUUACAUUAAAGUGAUUGGUUUCUUCUUUAAAAAAAAAUAAAAAAAAAAUAGGAGUUACGGGAAUUAAAGAAUGGAGGUAAUUAAAAUAUUGCCCUAAAAGUUUACAGUCCUGUAUGGAUCUUAAGAACAUAUUCCCAUGUUCACAGUGGGGGUAGAAAAGCAAUACUCACUUUCAACCUCUUCAUGGAUUGCUUGUCUUUUAAAAUGCUUGGCUCCUUUGAAAUUAAUAAUCAAUCUGAUUUGGUGGCUUCAGGGUUCAAGUCAUGUAUACUCGUAGUUGUGCACUUGCAACUCUGACAACCACUGUAGCUCACUGAAAUGUACUAGCCAAUAGUUGUAUUUAGUUAAUUUGGGGUUUCUUUGGAAUAGGAUAUAUAUAUAUAUAUAUAUAUAUAUAUAUAUAUAUAUAUAUAUAUAUAUAUAUUCCCCAAACUAUGUUAUUAUUGCCGUAUGUGUAACCCGAAAAUAUUGACGUUGUUCACGUAGAAAACCGAUCAAACACUGGUAAUCAGUACUGGCUAGAUAACUUUCUUCAAAAAAAGGUACCGGUAUUGCACAUGUAAAAUAAGAAAUACAAUUUGCUGUGUGUUUGGCAAUCUUGUAAUCUUUACAUUUUCUUUUUGUUGAAUUUGAUUUCUGAAAUGAUUGUUUGGAAGACUGUGACAAUAACUCAUAAAAUUGAGUGAUUUUUCUUUUUUUAAUAAUACGUAAAGUGCAGUCUUCUGUAUUCACGCAUAUUGUAUAUAUCUGUAUAUGUUUUAUUGAGCAACUAAAUAACAAUAAAUAUGAUGUUAAUGGUGGCUAUUGUAUAUCUUUGUGGCUUUGCUGAUGUCUUUAUAUUUAACAUACUGUUUUCCCCCAAAAAUAAAAUUGGGCUUCCAUAAUAA